Molecule: messenger RNA, 4398 nt
Organism: Ipomoea nil (Japanese morning glory)
Lineage: Eukaryota; Viridiplantae; Streptophyta; Magnoliopsida; Solanales; Convolvulaceae
Product: WD repeat-containing protein 11
Exons: 20
Coding region: 248-4210 (1320 amino acids)
Cellular component (GO): cytoplasm
Molecular function (GO): protein binding
Source: RefSeq, a predicted model, not a curated record
AGUGACACAACACCUAUGUUAGCGGGGCGCUAGUAAUGUUCAAUUUUGAUUUUCUUUUUCCUAAUUUCAGUUUUCCCGGCUCUCUGCGGUCUUCUCCGGUUCAACCGGGCGGACUUGUAUCCUGCUGAGGUGUCAACGCACGACUGAGACAACCGCCAUGGUCGCCGUCACGUCUUUCUUCGUCUCCACCUGAGAUCUCUUCCCUCCCUCCCAAUUCCUCUUUGAUCUCUGCAAUUCAACUCCGACGAUGUCGAUCCAGCGACCGCUAAACGAAUCAUGGGACUGCAUGCUCCCUGGUCCACCUUCCCGCAGCAACGGCGGAUCCGCCGACCUCUCCACCACCGGCCUCUUGGCUUACGCCUCCGGCAGCUCUGUUGCCGUCGUCGAAACUCACUCUAUGCAGCUCGUCACUGCUAUCCCUCUCCCCCCGCCUUCCUCGUCCUCGGCUGCUCUCUCCCCCUUCAUCACCUCCGUCCGGUGGUCCCCGCACCCGCUGCCGCACUUCCUACUCUCCUCCGACGCGCCCAAUCAGCACCUCAUUCUCGCCGUCGGUGACCGCCAAGGCCGUAUUUGCCUCCUUGAUUUGCGGUCGAAAACGCCUCUUUUGUUCUUCGACACUAAUUCUAGUAACUCCAGUUCAAAGCCGGGAAUCCAGGACCUCUGCUGGGUCCAAACCGGACCCGAUUCCUGGGCCAUUGCUGCUCUUUCUGGUCCUUCGCUUCUGAGCCUCUACAACACUUCAACGGGACGUUGCUUCUUCAAAUACGACGCUUCUCCGGAGUACUUCUCCUGUCUCUGUCGCGAUCCGUUCGACUCUCGGCGUUUCUGUGCUCUAGGGCUUAAAGGCUUCUUGCUCUCAGUCAAAGCUCUUGGAGAUUCUGAAAAUGAUGUAUCUCAUAAAGAACUGCAAAUCCGCACGGAUACCUCGGAAUUGCAGAAGCUAGAGAGGGAUUCAACUGCCGGUGUUAAUGGAGCUCCCGCAUUGGCUACAUUCCCAAAUUACAUAGUGAGCUCUGCAUUUUCGCCCCACUGGAAGCAUAUACUAUUUGUUACUUUUCCCAGAGAGUUGGUGGUGUUUGAUUUGCAGUAUGAGACGGCAUUAUACUCUGCAGGGUUGCCCAGAGGUUGUGGGAAAUUCAUGGAAGUGUUGCCAGAUACAAAUAUGCAGGUUUUGUACUGUGCUCAUCUUGAUGGGAUGGUCAGUAUUUGGCGGAGGAAAAAAGGAGAGCAGGUGUACACCAUCUGUGCUAUGGAAGAAUUGAUGCCCUCACUCGGCUCAUCUGUCCCUUCUCCUUCAGUUCUUGCACUUACCAUCUGCCAUUCAGAUGCUACCCUCCAAAAUAUCAGCAAACUUUAUUCAGAUGGAUGCCAAUCUCUUGAAUUGGACUUUGAUAAUCCAUUCGAUUUUAGCGAUGAAUCUCUUGUCAUUUCUAAAACACCAUUAAUUUCUAUUUCUGAUGAUGGAAAAGUAUGGAAAUGGCUCCUGACUGCUGAAGGAUCUGGAGAUACUCAAAAGGAUAAAAUACAACCUGGCAUUGCAGUGGAAGUUAGUAAAUCUCUAGUUCAGCAAAAGGAUCCUCAGAUGGAUAUUUUGCCUUCAGAUAGUUCUAUGUCAAUGAAAUCAAAUGGUGCUAUUAGUAACAGUGGCUGUUUAUCAAAUGCUGCUAAAAAUGACAAAGAGGUGUCAUUUAAGAUUAGCCUAGUUGGACAGCUUCAUCUUCUUUCUUCAGCAGUGACUAUGCUGGCUGUACCAUCACCUUCUUUGACCUCUACUGUGGCACGUGGGGGAAACUCUCCAGCUGUAGCAGUUCCGCUAGUUGCUUUGGGAACUCAAAAUGGUUCAAUUGAGGUCAUUGAUGUUUCUGCCAAUGCUGUCGCUGCUAGUUUCUCUGUCCAUAACAGUGUUGUUAGGGGAUUACGGUGGCUUGGGAAUUCUAGAUUGGUGUCGUUUUCUUACACACGGGGAACGGAAAAAUCAAGCGGCUUUACCAAUAGGCUUGUUGUGACUUGUCUUAGAAGUGGGCUUAAUCGAACAUUUCGAGUUCUUCAGAGACCAGAACGAGCACCUAUAAGAGCUUUAAGGGCCUCAUCUUCUGGAAGGUAUCUUCUAAUCUUGUUUCGUGAUGCUCCUGUAGAAGUUUGGGCAAUGACAAAGACUCCAAUAAUGCUUAGAUCAUUAGCUCUGCCAUUCACUGUACUGGAAUGGAGUCUUCCAACAGUCCCACGUCCAUCAUCUAAAGAUCAUACAGCAGUGUCGGCUGAGACAUCUUCCCCAAAGGCAUCUCCAUUGGACUCUAAAUCUGGUACUGAUGGAUCUCAAGAUGAGUUUUCUGAAACUUUUUCAUUUGCAUUGGCAAAUGGGGCGCUUGGAGUUUUUGAGGUUCAUGGACGAAGGAUCCGAGACUUCAGACCAAAGUGGCCUAAUUCUUCAUUUGCUGCAUCUGAUGGAUUGGUAACAGCCAUGGCCUAUCGUCUGCCUCACGUGGUUAUGGGGGACAGGUUGGGGAACAUACGCUGGUGGGAUGUUGUCACUGGCCAGUCAUCCUCAUUUAACACUCACAGGGAAGGGAUACGGAGAAUUAAGUUCUCACCUGUUGUUCCUGGGGAUCGUAGCCGUGGGCGCAUUGCUAUUCUAUUUUAUGAUAACACAUUUUCUGUAUUUGAUUUGGAUUCACCAGAUCCAUUAGCCAAUUCGCUUCUACAACCUCAAUUCCCUGGAACUCUUGUCUUGGAACUUGAUUGGUUGCCUUUGAGAACUGCUAAGAGUGAUCCACUUAUAUUGUGCAUUGCUGGAGCUGAUAGCAGCUUUCGUCUUCUUGAUGUUAAUAUAAAUGAUAACAAAAUAGCUUAUGCCCCCCAGGCUCGAUCAAUCAAAGAGAGAUACCGGCCAGUGCCUUUGUGCUCUCCUGUACUAUUACCUACACCACAUGCCAUGGCAUUGCGGACAAUCUUACAGCUGGGUUUGAAGCCAUCAUGGUUCAAUACAGUCAGUACAACAAUGGACAAGGGGCAUUAUGAAGUUACUGCAACUCCCUCUUCCACUAGUGAUCUUUGCAGUUACAUGUUGCAUUCCCCGCGCAUUGGCGACUCUGUAGUGCCAGAAAUGCUUCUUAAAGUAUUGGAGCCUUAUCGUAGAGAAGGCUGCAUGCUUGAUAAUGAGAUGGUGAAACUCUAUGGUAGUAUAGUCAACAAAGGUUGUGCAGUAAGACUUGCUUUUGCCGCUGCCAUAUUUGGUGAACCAAUGGAAGCACUUUUCUGGCUGCAAUUACCUAAUGCUGUUAACCACUGGAUGAAGAAGUUGGUUAACAAGUCUCCAACAGUCUCUCAAUCUACAUCAGCUCCGGAACUUGAUGAGGCAACUAUGCUUAAUAGGAUAUCAUCAAGGGGAAAAGUAGCCCCUGGAUCAGAGGAAAGGAAUGUGGUGGGUAAGAGUAAAUUGAAGUUGAUGGCUUUUGAAGAAGAAGAGUUAUUGAAGUGUGCUAAUGAGCGUAUACCUUGGCAUGAGAAACUGGAGGGUGAAGAGGCUAUCCAAAACCGUGUACAUGAACUUGUGUCUGUUGGAAACUUAGAAGCUGCUGUUAGUUUGCUACUUUCAACUCCUCCAGAAAGCUCAUAUUUUUAUGCAAAUGCAUUACGUGCUGUUGCUCUUUCAUCUGCAGUGUCAAAGUCUCUACUUGAACUUGCAGUGAAGGUGGUUGCCGCAAAUAUGGUUAGAACAGACAAUUCAUUAUCUGGCACACAUCUGCUUUGUGCAGUUGGGAGGUAUCAAGAAGCUUGUUCUCAGCUACAAGAUGCCGGAUGCUGGACAGAUGCUGCAACAUUAGCUGCUUCACAUUUAAAAGGAUCUGACUAUGCAAGGGUUUUGCAACGGUGGGCUGAGCAAGUGCUACAUGCUGAACAUAACAUUUGGAGGGCACUUAUCUUGUAUGUCGCAGCUGGCGCAUUUCAAGAGGCAUUAGCAGCACUGCGUGAGGCACAGCAACCAGACACAGCAGCAAUGUUUAUUCUUGCUUGCCGUGAAAUACAUGCUGAACUGGUGUCAAGUUUGGAUUUGGAUGACGAAGCUAUAGCAGCAGUGAAGGAUAAGUUGGUUAACUUGCCAGGAGUGAGUCCUGAAAAUGUAGACGCGAUUGCGGUUGUUGAAUAUUAUGGGCAAUACCAAAGAAAACUAAUCCAUCUUUGCAUGGAUUCACUACCAUCCUCUGAUUAACUAAACUUGACUCCAUACCUUUUACUUUUAUUUAGGUUGGUAAAGGUGGUCUCUUCGCCUUUCUUCAUAUAUUUAUGAUUAGUUCUGUGUGGAUCCAGAAGGUCUGUAAAUGUACUUUUGUAUUUAUUAUAUUGGAUGAGAUAUCCAUUCAUUGAUUAAAUGAACGCAUUUUGGGAAACAAUGUUAUA